CCCUUGUAGCAGCCGCAACCUUCCACUUAUACAACCCGCACAACGCUUAAUUACAACGCUUAAUCACAAUCUAAUUUCACACAAUGUUAACCACACAUACUGAUGGGAGGCCUGAUACUUGCCAGCACGCUGAGAUUCGCGUAGGCUGCUUGGCCUGUUGCGCAGAGGAUGCACAGGCUGAUCUUCGAGAGGCAAGCUCUCAGAAGUUAAAAUGUCUCGAGACAAUUAAGGGAUAUGAGGCAUAUCUUAGUCAAAACAGCGAGCUUCCAAAAGACCAGAAGCUCCUCUUCGACCAAAGACUUGUCAAAGAGAGAGAGCUUGGUACUGCAUGGGAUGAGCGCGUUACUCUACUUCAGGACAUAUCCCAAACUUUCGCAGAGGCAGUGAGAACUUUGUGUGCCAGUAACAACCAUGACAAUGGCUCUGCUGCUCUUGCUGAACAAUUCGAAGCUGAUGCUACUGAGAGGGCCUUUUCUCUAGAGUUGAUUUGGCGGGCUAGUGCGAGUCACGAGCCAGCUCUGGUUAAGUUUGCCCCGGAGGACCUAGGAUCUAAAACCAGUUUUACUGGUGUGGACCGCUCAAGCAUACAAGCGACACCGGACUGGAUCAUCGAUAAUGGUCUUGGUUUUUCCGUAUUCCUCAAGUCCACCAACGCGACGAGACGGCCAUCGCAGGGCCUUGGCCCACAACCAGGUCCGGCCACCAUGAGCUACGGCCGUGCUAUUUCUGAGUUUGGUCUGCCCGACCCGCCCGAAGCUGGUCCACAAGGUGCAGCUACAUCAAAUGAGCAGCUGUCGACAGAGGACGAAAUCGCUACUCAGUUUAGCGCAUGCCAUCUUGAUUCACAGAAGGCAGUCACUGAGAGCGAACUGCGGCUUGCGAGGGGUGACUUGGCUUCAACUGCGCCUAAAUUUAAAGAGGACAUCCUCUGGUCAAUGUUCGGAGCAGGCAAAUUCAUGACUUUUGCAGGCGUAAUCGUCCGCCAGUAUGCGAAGUUAGUGGCGCAAAGAAUUGCCGAAGAGAACCGCAAGAAGCAGGAGCAGGAGCAGAAAGGCGAGACACAAGAAGAGAGUUCGGCAGUAGUCGCCGCCGGUGCCUCAACAGGUCCCGCCACGGACAGCGAGACAGGCCUGCCUGUUGUUCAAGGACACGACUAUUAUGGGCUCACGAACUGGCUUUGCCGCUGUCUGAUCAACCACAAAGACUUCCUCCAUGUCACUCAACGAUGGGACAAAGAACGCAAUACACGCAACCAAAGGGUCGCAGCCAGGAUCAAGGAAUGGAGCCCACCAAUGAACUUCGAGGACGGGCGUUUAGGGCAACCUGAUCCGAAGAACUUCUACAACGGGAAGCCUCUUGGCGCAGUGGACCAAGCCAAGAUGGGCAUCAAGACCAAACUCACAAAACAUUAAGAAGGCACAGUCAGUUACAGUUGCUCUGGUCUUGCAACCCGUCGGCGAAUGAUUUCAGUCCCCCUCUUCUCUAUCUAUACACUGUCGGCGAAUGACUUCAGUCCUCCCCUCUCCCCUAUCUAUACACUGUUGGCGAACGACAUCAGUCCUCCCCUCUCCCCUAUCUAUACACUGUUGGCGAACGACAUCAGUCCUCCCCUCUCCCCUAUCUAUACACUG
This is a messenger RNA of Boeremia exigua, 1631 nucleotides long. RefSeq lists its product as uncharacterized. NCBI's taxonomy places the organism in Eukaryota, Fungi, Ascomycota, Dothideomycetes, Pleosporales, Didymellaceae. Bases 84 to 1412 code for a protein of 442 amino acids. The transcript is spliced from 3 exons. The record is from RefSeq and is a predicted model, not a curated record.